This is a messenger RNA of Peromyscus californicus insignis, 1132 nucleotides long. RefSeq names its product proteasome activator subunit 1 (gene Psme1). The record is from RefSeq and is a predicted model, not a curated record. Bases 192 to 989 code for a protein of 265 amino acids. Gene Ontology annotation, biological process: positive regulation of endopeptidase activity; regulation of G1/S transition of mitotic cell cycle; regulation of proteasomal protein catabolic process. Gene Ontology annotation, molecular function: endopeptidase activator activity. Gene Ontology annotation, cellular component: cytoplasm; proteasome activator complex; nucleoplasm. Lineage: Eukaryota; Metazoa; Chordata; Mammalia; Rodentia; Cricetidae. The transcript has 11 exons.
GGGAGCUGGGCGGAAACGCUACUCCGGCUGCAGGAGGAGCCCCCGCCUCUCCGUAGGCUGUCCCCGCCUCCUCCAGUCCCUCCACUCCCCAAAUCAAGGAAGGCCGUGCAGGUUUCGAGCUCUGCUUUCACUUUCCCUUCCCGCUGCCCACUCCAGGCUCCUCGUGCGGCGCUCAGCCCCCCGCUCCGACCAUGGCCACACUGAGGGUCCAUCCUGAAGCCCAAGCCAAGGUGGAUGUGUUUCGUGAAGACCUAUGUAGCAAGGAAAGGACAUUUGGUUAUGACCCCAUCCUCCUCUUCCACCACCUCACACAGACAGAAAACCUGCUUGGGAGCUAUUUUCCCAAGAAGAUCUCAGAGCUGGAUGCAUUCUUAAAGGAGCCGGCUCUCAAUGAAGCCAACCUGAGCAACCUGAAGGCUCCAUUGGACAUCCCAGUCCCCGAUCCAGUCAAGGAGAAAGAGAAGGAGGAGCGGAAGAAGCAGCAGGAGAAGGAAGAGAAGGAUGAAAAGAAGAAAGAAGAUGAAGACAAAGGUCCUCCCUGUGGCCCAGUGAACUGCAAUGAGAAAAUUGUGGACCUCCUGCGGCGCCUAAAGCCUGAGAUCAAGGAUGUCAUUGAGCAACUCAAUCUGGUCACUACCUGGUUGCAACUACAGAUACCUCGGAUAGAGGAUGGGAAUAAUUUUGGAGUGGCUGUCCAGGAGAAGGUGUUUGAGCUGAUGACCAGUCUUCACACCAAGCUGGAGGGCUUCCACACUCAAAUCUCUAAGUACUUCUCCGAGAGGGGUGAUGCCGUAGCCAAAGCAGCCAAACAGCCCCAUGUGGGUGAUUAUCGGCAGCUGGUGCAUGAGCUGGACGAGGCAGAGUACCAGGACAUCCGGCUGAUGGUCAUGGAGAUCCGCAAUGCUUAUGCUGUGUUAUAUGACAUCAUCCUGAAGAACUUUGAGAAGCUCAAGAAGCCCCGUGGAGAAACAAAGGGAAUGAUCUAUUGAGGCCCCUGUCUCGUUCUCUGAUGGGCACAACAGAGACCUUUGUGCUCUUCACCAGGAACUCUAGACUGGACCCAAUCUUCUUCCUGCUGGGGUUUCUCCCCUACUCUGCCUCCCAAACACAAUAAAUACAUGGUCGCCCACCA